Lytechinus pictus (painted urchin) is the source of this 1773-nucleotide messenger RNA. Its product is annotated as caveolin-3-like. Gene Ontology annotation, molecular function: molecular adaptor activity. Gene Ontology annotation, cellular component: caveola; plasma membrane. The record is from RefSeq and is a predicted model, not a curated record. Bases 281 to 910 code for a protein of 209 amino acids. Gene Ontology annotation, biological process: caveola assembly. NCBI's taxonomy places the organism in Eukaryota, Metazoa, Echinodermata, Echinoidea, Temnopleuroida, Toxopneustidae. The transcript is spliced from 5 exons.
AGCUAGAAGACGGUGAAAAAGUGGAGGAUCCAUAUAGCGCACCUCGAAGAAUACAGUAAUCCAUCGGAGCUUCGACUUUGACAACGAUCGAGGAUCGAGAUGUUGGGGAUGUCGGAAGACAAAUAUAUUUUUAUGUGAUAAACUUGCUAUCAACAAGAUCCGCAUGAUGAGGUCGUCACGUCUCGACGGAAGGUGGAAUGAAUUAUAACGAUCGUUUACACAUCGCUCAGAGCUGUCUUGUUUGUGAUUUCGGAAGGGCUCAUCCAUCAACUCUACCACCAUGGAAGACACCGCAGCAAAGAGCGACACCAGAAGCCCAGCAACAACAUAUUUGAUAGCUCAAGGUGGCCAUUAUUAUCCCCUCUACAACAACAAUGAUACCAAUUAUCAGGCACAAGUCCAAGCAAGACCUUGCUGCCACGGAGGCUUAGAGCGAGCGCCACAAUCCGCAAAGUAUGAUGAAAUGGACUUGUACUCCCUCAAACCAAAUGUCAAGGUUGAUUUUGAAGAGACAUUUCAGGAGCCCCUUGGUUCAGAAAGUAUCAGCGUGGUAUUUAACUACAACAAAGCCAUCUUUAAUUGGACUUCGAGGGGAUUUUACAUCUUUCUGUCGGCCCUACUUGGCCCCAUACUUGGCAUAGCUUGGGGUCUUGUCUUCGCUAGCAUGAACUUCUUGCUUGUCUGGCUGGUCAAUCCUACCCUUAAGGUGAUCCUACAGGCUUGUAGGAUCGUGGAGGUGCUCUCUAGAGGCGUUGUCCGGUCUUCUUUGGAUCCUAUCUUCCAAUCCUUCGGUCAGAUGUUCACCUAUCUCAGAGGAAACUUUUCGUUGACUGUCCCGGGCUUGGAUAGAUUGAGGAUGAAGUGUGACCAAAUGAGAGUGGCAACCACGUCGUCCAAUUCUAACGUUUGAAUUGGCGUCAUCUUAGAGCGUCUGAAUCAGGCUUUUACUCCUUCCAUUGAAUUAACAAAUCACAAUAUACAUAAGUAGUUAGAAGAUAGAACAUUUUAAUCUUUACGUAUAUCCCAAACUCAAACUUUGUUUGUAUAUAAUUCGUCUAAAAGACUACUUACUUUCCCUACAACUUAGAAAGUCAGAAUGAGUUUUACUCUCUUUAUUAAAUCAACAAAUCAAAAUAUAUUAAGCAGUUAGAAAAUAUUAGAUUUUGAUUUUUAUGUUAUAUUCCAAGCUCAAAUUUUUGUAUAUGUGUCAGUCGUAUGUGUAAUCUAUUUCGUAAUUUCACCCAGGAGUGCCCCAAAUUAAGGAAAUCUGACCAAAAUCAUCUUUCGAUAGAAUUAGACAAAAUCGUGUCGUUUUCUUUAUUUACUCGAAAUGAACUAUCAUUCAUUUCUUAUCUUCAUACCUAAGGAUACCAGGGAAAUGGUGUGAACAUAUUAUAUUCUGUUUUACGGUUUUUUCUUCAAGAUGGCUGGCUCACUUCUCGGAACAGGGCUUUCGUGGUCGAACUUUUAUCGGGUCAUUUUCCAGCAUAAAUCUUUAAAGGACCCUCAAAACACCUUCAUUGGUUAGAUGUUUUAUGGAUUUUUACAUAGAAAUAAUUUCUAUAUUCCUGAGGUUUUUUUCCCUGGGUAUAACCAAUUUUCUGUGUCCUCAUGUAUGAUCCGAUUCUCUAAUUAUAUAUGUGCUUAGAUAUCAAUUAUGAAAGGUCUGUUAUGUUUAUACGCAAUUGUUCAACAUCGGAUGUUAAAUUUAAAUCUUAAAAGUUUUUUUUGUAUUGAUGAAUUAGAAUAAAAGAGGAUAGAAAAAGAAAAUAA